AUGGAGGAGGAGCUGCAGCGAGAUGAUCGCUCCGGCGAGACGCAGGGCGCGGUGGAUGGCCGUCCAAGGGAGGUCUCCCUAACGGCGGCAGCAUCUGACCCGCCAUCACCGACGAGGACGACGAGCGAGAGUGCUGCACGUGGCCGCCGUGGUGGCGCGGAAAUUUCCGCGAACGCACGUGGCCGCUCCCGCACACUCUCAGGACCGCGACGACGGCCAGAGCCGCCGGUUCCCCUAACAAAGGAGGAAUUUGCCGCCGCCAUCGCGCGCCUGACUGCAGAGGAGAGCUUCAGCUGUAUGCAGCGGCUGGCCACGGGGACAGAAGAGGUCAGGGCGGGGGCACUAUUGAAACUCCGGUCUUUGGUGCCCGCGGACAUGCGCGCACAUGUAACCGCCACGACAGCUGCCGUGCCAGCAGUCACGCCGGCCACAGAGCCCGCCACGCCAUCGCCAGCGUGCAGUCUGGCAGAACCGGACAAGCCUUCAGAGGUAGAGCAAACCUCACGGAAGCGCCCAGCCGCGGCCGUAGAGGACACUCCCUCCCCCCAGGCAAGUUCCGGUCGCGCCAGGCGGAAGAAGAGGGCGCGCCGUAGGACGACCACGUCACCGAGGCAACCCGAUGGAGAAGGCUUCAUCGCGCCCCCCCGGCGCCAUACAGCGAGAGCCAGGGCGUUCGAACUGGUGACGCCAGAAGCGGUCCAGGCUGCAAACCGGUUCGCGGGCCUGCCGGAAGUAGCCGAGACCGACGGGGACGGGACACAGCCGACCACGGCGACGAAACCGCCCCGCCGCCCGCCGCAUAUCUCUAUUCAGUUUCCCGGCAGCUAUACCGAGCUGAAGGGCAAGCUGUACGCUGUCGCAAAACCGCGAAAGAUGAUCGCGGGCAACGACACGUACAAGAGUGAGCUGUCCUCACUAGGCGUCAGUCAUUGCGACGCCAUAUUUGUUACCGACAUCGUGCUGCGAGAGAAAUUACUCUCGCAGUAG
This is a messenger RNA of Schistocerca gregaria, 987 nucleotides long. RefSeq lists its product as uncharacterized. Bases 1 to 987 code for a protein of 328 amino acids. Lineage: Eukaryota; Metazoa; Arthropoda; Insecta; Orthoptera; Acrididae. The transcript has 2 exons. The record is from RefSeq and is a predicted model, not a curated record.